AUGGAUUCUCCCAAAUCUAAACGACCCCGCAGCUGUGAGUAUGAAGCGACUGAAACACUGGGCUUAGAUGAUGCGUGUGUGGACGUGAGCGUCAUCAUGCCCGUGCACAACGCCGCCCUUUGGCUGGAGGAGUGUCUGCAGUCCAUCCUCGACCAGGACUUCACAGGAUCCAUGGAGCUGUCUGUCUUUGACGAUGCCAGCACUGAUGACUCCAGAAAAAUUGUGGAUGACUGGAAAGAAAAGCUUGAGAAAAGGGGAGUUUCACUGAAGAUCUCUGGGCACAACUCAGCCCAACCAAAAGGAGUGGGAUAUGCAAAGAACCAGGCCAUUUCUCAAAGCUGCGGACAAUACUUGUGCUUCCAAGAUGCCGAUGAUGUAAUGAAGCCUCAAAGAGUUCGGUUACAGCACGAGGCCGCUCUGCACCACCCAAACACUCUGAUCGGCUGCAGGGUCGAGAGGAUUCCCGAAGGCUCCACAGAACGUUACACUCGUUGGAUCAACAGCCUGACGCAGCAGCAGCUCUCCACACAGGUGUUCACGUCUCAUGGGCCCACUGUCGUCAUGCCAACCUGGUUUUGCUCCAGGACGUGUUUGGACAAAGUUGGACGGUUUGACGAAGGGGGAAAGGGCGUUCCCGAGGACCUGCUGUUCUUCUACCACAGUCUGCGUCAGGCUGUGAGCGUGAGGAGAGUCGACCAGUGCCUCCUGGUUUACCGCUUCCACGAAAAGGCUGCGACUCACUCCGUUUCAGAGGAUACCAUUUGGAAGCUGCGUGUGGACUUCCUGCAGGAGAGAGUGCUGGUCCAGUGGGAGAGCUUCACCAUAUGGAACGCUGGCAAACAGGGCCGGAAGCUCUACCGCAGCCUCAGUCCAGCCAAUCAGAAGAAGGUCAAAGCCUUUUGUGACGUGGACGAGAAUAAGAUUAAGAAAGGAUUCUACACGUAUGAGGAGUCCAAGGAAAGGCCAAAACCCAAAGUCCCAGUCCUUCUCUACAAAGAGGCCUGCGCUCCUUUUAUCAUCUGCAUUAAACUGGACAUGACCGGAGGUGUUUUUGAGGAAAAUCUCAACUCACUGCAACUGGAAGAAGGAAAAGAUUAUUAUCACUUCAACUGA
Messenger RNA from Knipowitschia caucasica, 1113 nucleotides. The record is from the annotation of a GenBank genome assembly. Lineage: Eukaryota; Metazoa; Chordata; Actinopteri; Gobiiformes; Gobiidae.